Molecule: messenger RNA, 537 nt
Organism: Suillus subalutaceus
Lineage: Eukaryota; Fungi; Basidiomycota; Agaricomycetes; Boletales; Suillaceae
Exons: 3
Coding region: 1-537 (178 amino acids)
Source: RefSeq, a predicted model, not a curated record
AUGUACAGAACUUGCUAUCCCCCAUCUUUACGACCUCCUCCGCCGAUUCCUAUUCGAACAAUCUUCAACUCCGCAUCUUCGACAUUCUAUGCACCCAGUGACCGCAGUGGGAUUGGUGGCAUGCGCCAGGAGCACAUUCGUUCUUGUCCUCUUUGGAGAAAUGAGGCACCAUGCUAUGAUUGUGUAUUUGUGAACACAGAUGCAGGCAUGGACAUAGCCCAUGUCAUUUGUUUUUUCUCUUUCACGUUCGAGGCAGUUUUGUACCCAUGCGCUGUGGUGCAUUGGUUUAACAAUGUCAAUGAUGGACCUGACGAGGACACUGGGAUGUGGAUUGUUCAACCUUCAUAUGACAUUGCCCAUUCACCAUCAAUCGGAAUAAUUCACGUUGAUUCUAUAUACCGCGCUGCACAUCUCAUCCCAAUCUACGGAACACAUGCCAUCCCAUAUGACCUCAAGUACUAUGACUCAUAUGAUGCUUUCCGAGCAUUCUAUGUCAACAAGUUUGCAGAUCAUCAUGCCUUUGAGAUCGCAUCUUAG